AGCGCGUGGCAAUUGCUCUGUAUGCACUAGGAUCUUCUAGUGAAUACAGAUCAAUUGGACAUUUGUUUGGAGUAGGCAAAGCAACUGUUUGCAAAAUACUCAUCGAGUUUUGCAAUGAAGUUGGGACAUCUUUGGCUCCAAUAUAUUUGAAAAAUUUUCCACUGACAAGGGCGCAAAUUGAGAAUGGAGUCGCAGAUUUUAAUGCAAUGGGCUAUCCACAAUGUAUUGGAGCAAUAGAUGGAUGUCAUAUUGAAAUUCAUCCAAGAAAGGAAGAAGCCAUUGAUUACUACAACUACAAAGGGUGGUAUUCCGUAGUACUAUUGGCUUUGGUAGACGCAAAAUAUAGAUUUGUUUAUAUACAUUGCGGCAGUCCUGGAAGAUGCAACGACUCCGGAAUUUUUGAAAAAUCAUCGCUAAAGCGCGAGUUGCAAAGUUGUGCACUUCUUGAUGAAUUGAGCUUGCUGUAUGGAUCCACAAAAAUACCAGUCCAUAUUAUAGGGGACUCUGCUUUUCGUCUCUCUCAGCAUUUAAUGAAGCCAUAUCCUACAAAGAGUCCAAUUGGUUUAAAUCUGAAAAACAACUUUUCACCAGAACAAUAA
Messenger RNA from Anastrepha ludens (Mexican fruit fly), 599 nucleotides. RefSeq names its product putative nuclease HARBI1. The transcript is spliced from 2 exons. Lineage: Eukaryota; Metazoa; Arthropoda; Insecta; Diptera; Tephritidae. The record is from RefSeq and is a predicted model, not a curated record. Bases 207 to 599 code for a protein of 130 amino acids.